This is a messenger RNA of Toxorhynchites rutilus septentrionalis, 570 nucleotides long. RefSeq names its product V-type proton ATPase subunit F (gene Vha14-1). Gene Ontology annotation, cellular component: membrane; proton-transporting V-type ATPase, V1 domain. Bases 96 to 479 code for a protein of 127 amino acids. Gene Ontology annotation, biological process: proton transmembrane transport. The transcript has 5 exons. The record is from RefSeq and is a predicted model, not a curated record. NCBI's taxonomy places the organism in Eukaryota, Metazoa, Arthropoda, Insecta, Diptera, Culicidae. Gene Ontology annotation, molecular function: proton-transporting ATPase activity, rotational mechanism.
ACAAUUGCGUUACGCACCCCUGGGUAAAACUGAAUAAUCUCCUGCUGUGGUCUGUCAGAUGAUGAACUUUUGAUCAGCAAAACACAAUCGUACAAAUGGCAUUACUAUCAGCAGUUAAGGGGAAGCUCAUUUCCGUUAUUGGAGACGAGGAUACAUGUGUUGGUUUCUUGCUCGGUGGUAUCGGUGAAAUCAACAAAAAUCGUCACCCCAACUUCAUGGUUGUCGAUAAAAACACUGCCGUCGGCGAGAUCGAGGAUUGCUUCAAGCGUUUCAUCAAACGUGAUGACAUCGAUAUAAUUCUGAUUAAUCAGAAUUACGCCGAAAUGAUUCGGCACGUUAUCGAUGCCCACACCUCACCUACUCCAGCUGUGCUGGAAAUUCCUUCGAAGGAUCAUCCGUAUGAUGCCAGCAAGGAUUCAAUCCUGAGACGUGCGAAGGGUAUGUUCAACCCGGAAGAUCUUGUGGCGAACCGUGGCUAAUAUAUUACAGUUAAACUUUACUUCUUUUCCCCGUGUAAUAUGUUAUUUUUGCAAAUUUUAGUUGAAUAAAUCAUUCCACUCAAUGUCUUAA